AUGAUAUCAGCCACACGUCGCUGGUUGCGGCGGCACCGCACCGGGAUAGCCAUCGGCGCUGGAAUCGCUGGCGCGGGAUAUUUGGCCGCUCAAUAUGUCAUUGGGAAGGUCAACGAGGCGCGAGAGCGCAUGCAGAUGGACAAGAUCGCGAAGGAGAAUAUCCGACGGCGAUUCGAGCAGAACCAGACCGAUUGUACCAUCACAGUCCUUGCCCUGCUGCCCACUCUCACCGACAAUAUCGUGGAGGAUCUCCCCGUCGAGCAAUUGACUCAUGAACUGCAACAGAAGAAGGCCGAAAGACUGGCACGUGCCUCAGGAGAAGGGAAGUCCGAAGUCUCGUCCAUGCAUGAUGGCGACACGGCAAGCAUGUCCAGCUUUCAGACGGGAAGCUUCAUGCAUACCAGUCAGAUGCCGCUCAGUGGAGGCCAGUCGCCGGGUCCCCGGCGGACCAAGGCCCAACUCUGGAAUGAGUUGAAGGUGACCUCGCUCACAAGAGCAUUUACGCUGAUCUACAGUCUGUCGUUACUUACGAUACUCACAAGAAUACAAUUGAAUCUCCUUGGCCGACUGAAUUACCUCUCCUCGGUCAUUUCGCUUGCUCAGCCACCGCCACCGGGCAGAGCGAACUCUAUCUCCCUGGAAGAUCAUGACGAUGGGAGUGCAGGAGCCGGCUUUGGGAAUGACUUCGAGACGAACCGAAGAUAUCUGACCUUCUCAUGGUUUCUGCUGCACAAAGGGUAUGCGCAGAUCCUGACGAAAGUCAGGCAAGCAGUUGAAGAGGUGUUUGGAGGUAUUUCGCCUAGUGAGGGAAUCACUGCAGCUAGACUGAGUGAUCUGGUUCUUGAGGUGCGGAAGAAGGUCGAGGGCAGUUCGGAGCAGGAGAGGUAUGCUACGAGGUGGCUGCCAUAUGUGCUGCCACCAAAGGAGGAGGAGGAGGCCGUUUUGAUUGAGUCUGGCGUGAUCACUCCGCCCGCUACCUCACCAGGCUCAGAGUCACUGCACCCAGAGCACGACGAGAGCAGGCACGGCUCAAUCCACAUCGACACAUCAACGGGACCGUUGCGUCAACUGCUGGACGAGACGGCCGAUCUGAUCGAUUCGCCUACUUUUACGAGAAUUCACACCCUGCUACUGGGCUCGAUGUUCUCACAUCUCAUCGACGCUCGAGUUAUUGCACAGUCAUACCCACAACAGAGGCCACACUCGCCCUCAUCGUCGAUUUCCAGCGCACCAUAUCCGCGUAUCCAAGAGCUUGACUCGGCGGUCACCGUCGUGCCAGGGGAGCCUCGUGUCAAACUCGCCAAUAUACUGGCAGUCAUCACGCGCCAGGCACACGCCAUCGGCAACGGCAACAACCCACCUAAUGAAUAUGUAUCAACUGCAGAGGCAGAAGUGAAGGAGCUCGAGGCUUUUGCAGCGGUCAUCUAUGCGAGCAAUAUAGACCACAGUCUGGACGUCCAUCAGCCGAAUCAUGACGAGGGUGGACUGAAGGCUUCGGAUGGGAUUGGCGUUAGUGACGUCGGUGCCGAACCCGUGAAUGAGUUGAUCGAGAGUAAGCUGGAGAGUGCGUGGACCAAGGUGACUGGGUCGACUUCGUUCUCGUCCCGGUGA
Molecule: messenger RNA, 1611 nt
Organism: Cladophialophora yegresii CBS 114405
Lineage: Eukaryota; Fungi; Ascomycota; Eurotiomycetes; Chaetothyriales; Herpotrichiellaceae
Exons: 2
Coding region: 1-1611 (536 amino acids)
Biological process (GO): protein import into peroxisome membrane
Cellular component (GO): peroxisomal membrane
Molecular function (GO): protein-macromolecule adaptor activity
Source: RefSeq, a predicted model, not a curated record